Syngnathus acus (greater pipefish) is the source of this 1532-nucleotide messenger RNA. It is a transcript of the gene palm1a, whose product is annotated as paralemmin 1a. The record is from RefSeq and is a predicted model, not a curated record. NCBI's taxonomy places the organism in Eukaryota, Metazoa, Chordata, Actinopteri, Syngnathiformes, Syngnathidae. The coding region runs from base 406 to 1125 and encodes 239 amino acids. The transcript has 3 exons. Gene Ontology annotation, cellular component: membrane. Gene Ontology annotation, biological process: regulation of cell shape.
CUGGUAUUGUGCACACAAUGUGGUCAAUCAGGGAUGCCGUGAAGACGGUGACGUUUGUCUUGACCAAUGAAGUACUGUGCUAUCAACGAUCACGUGGCGCUCUUGCACAGUGUUGCUGUGUAAUAGGUAGACGCAUAGGAGGAGACACUCCAUCUAUUGGACAAAAAAGACGCAUCCGAAGGCGAGACAGCCGUGAGCCAAUCCGAAAGCAGCGUGGCGUCGCCUUGUCAAUGUCAAUGCUACAUGCCAAUCCUUAACAAAAUGACGGAUGUGCGCUCCCUGCUUGCGUUCAGUCAAAAGCUGCCGGCCAAGUGGAGCGGCGCCAUCUAGACGACGACACGCAACCGAGGCGAGGCCUGACCUGCCGUGCGCCCAAGACAUCCUGCUUUUGGGCGAGUAGACAAGAUGAAGCGAGCCGUGUACUCGAUGGAGAUAAAAGUGGAGCGAAACAAGACCACGGGGGAAACGCGCGUCCUGUCCUCACACACCAAGCUUCCUGUCGACUGCUCUCACGGAGGGGUCAAAGUUUACGAGGAUGAACAGAAAGGUGAUGUGCUGCAUGUUGUGCGUCGUGCAGAUGCGUCGCAGAGGCGGGAGGAAGCGCAAGUUUCAAGUUGGAGGGCUCACUCGUCAAACACAGCGCAUUCGCACUUGUGCCCCCUAGUGGUCCAUGAGGUCGAUGGCCAGGACGGCGUCCGUCUGCUCAGCGCCGCUGAGGUAGAAGAGCUUAUCCUCAAAGCCGAGCAGGCGGCCGACAAGGUGGCCGAGCAGGAGGCCGUGUGGGAGGCCGAGCAGGUGGCCAUGCGGAAGGCCGAGCAGGCGGCUGACAAGGCGGCCGUGCAGGCGGCCGAGCAGGCCAAGCGGGUGACCAACAAGGCAGCCGAGCAGGCGACCCACCAGGCAGCCGAGUGGGCGAUCCACCAGGCGGCGAUAGCGUUACUUGCCAAGUCACGCCAGAGCCAGGGAAUCACAAUGGUCAGCGUGGAGGCGGAGCGCAUCCCGAUCCGCCAGGGGAACACGUCACCCUCGGGAGGCGGGGCGGAGCCCGAGGCGGCUGUGCCCCCGCCAACCAAGCACGAGUCACUAGGGGAGAAAAAAGCCUGCAUGUGCUGCAGUGCGAUGUGAGCCUGCAGGGGGCGCCACAUAAACAACAGCUCGUCAUUUCCGGAGGGUGGGGGUGGGGCAAAUAUGGCCCCCGCAGGUUGUGGCAUUUAUAGCUUGGAAAUGAUCACGAAUGCCGUCAUUUCUGGAAGGUGGGGCAAAUAUGCCCCCCCCCACGCAGCAUUUAGAGCUUGGAAAUUAUCACCAACCCUGAAAGAUUCAUUUUGCUCAAAUCCGACUAGUUUCCGGCGGCUGGUAGGUGAGGUAGAACUCCAACUGGUUGCCAGCAAACAUUCGCACUCGCACUUCUCGAUUGUAUGAUUAGUCAUGUAUUUAUUGAAAAAUGUUACACUUGUAAUCCUCAUGCAUGCCCAUUGCACGUGCAAUUUCUUCAAGGUGUAAAUUAAAAGCAAAGUCUGACUUCUGUCGAA